Messenger RNA from Entrophospora candida, 1061 nucleotides. The record is from the annotation of a GenBank genome assembly. NCBI's taxonomy places the organism in Eukaryota, Fungi, Glomeromycota, Glomeromycetes, Entrophosporales, Entrophosporaceae.
AAACAAUUUAAAAAGAUAUCAAUUGCAUGGAGAAAGUGGAUCAGCUGAUACCAAUGUAAUUGAAAAUGCACUUCCUGAUUUAAAAGCAAUCAUUAGCUCCUUUAGACCUGAAUGUGUAUAUAAUAUGAAUGAAACAGGACUGUUCUUCUGGCAAGACAAGGAAUGUUUGACUGUUGUGCUCUGUUGUAAUGCUGAUGGAACUGAUAAACUUCCACCUCUCAUUAUUGGAAAAAUUUUAAAACCUCAGUGUAUGAAAAAUGUUAAUAUGAAUAAUCUUGGAAUUACCUAUAGAGCAAAUACUAAAGCAUGGAUGACAGCAGUUUUAUUUCAAGAAUGGUUAAGACUAUUUGAUCAAAGAAUGAGUGGUAGAAAGGUGUUAUUAUUACUUGACAAUGCACCUUGUCAUAUAAUUGAAGGGGUAGAAUUGAAAAAUACACAGAUUAAAUUCUUACCACCAAACUCUACAUCAAAGAUUCAACCUUGUAAUGCUGGGAUUAUUGCAUCUUUCAAGAAACAUUACCAUCGUCGAUUUGUACAUCACCUUCUUGAAAAGUUUGAGGAUAAUGAACAGGUUGCCAAGCUUAAUGUUUUAGAAGCUAUACUAUUCAUUAAAACAGCUUGGAGAGAUGAUGUUACAAUAAAUACCAUUGCCAAUUGUUGGAAGCAUACUGGUAUUAUUAAAUUUGAUAAUAAUGAAGAGACAGAGCAAGAAGGAGAUGAAAUAAUUCCUGAUAUAGAAAAAAAUAUUACAGCCUUAAGAUACAGAACCCCUAUGAGAACAGAAGAUUUUUUGAAUCCUGUUGAAGAAAAUGAAAUAGAAGAACCUGUAGAUGAGGAGACAAUUAUUCAAUUAAUUCAAGAAGAAGGUAAUGAAAAUCAGAAUGAGGAAGAUGAUGAAGGAAAUGAGUUACCUGUUAUUUCUGCUAAGGAAGGAUUAGAAGCUUUAGAAAAAGUCAUGACAUUCUUGUUGCAGCAGUCUAGAGAUUGUUCAGAUGAAAUUAAAAAGUUGGCUAGUGUAAAUAAUACUGUGAAAAAGAUUUAUUCUGAUUCUAUGAAACAAA